UUAAUUUUCAGUCGAGUACACAGCUGUGAUCCAGACAUCUCUCAAACCAAUUCUAGAAAAUGAGCUCUCUACAAACACUACCGAUUUCCUUAUCACGAAGCCAGUUCGUCACCGAAGGUUUAUCCCUUUUGCAAGGCCUCUCGAAACAAGGGCAGGUAAUGCGGUGGAACCGGAAACAUGCGAUAGUUCAGAAGAUGACUUUCCUCCGUUUCUGACAGAUGACAUAAUCCGCCAUGGAGGAUUCGUACUAUGUAUUAUUAUCGGCAUCUAUUGCUUUACAUUGUUAGCUGUAGUUUGCGAAAAUUACUUCUUACCAUGUGUUGAGACCAUCUGUGAAGUUUUGGGGCUGUCGCCGGAUGUCGCUGCAGCUACUUUUAUGUCAGUAGCAACCUCUUGCCCAGAGCUAUUUACAAACAUCAUUGGAACUUUCGUCACGGAGUCCGACAUUGGCAUUGGUACUAUAGUAGGAUCAUCACUUUUCAAUGGGUUAGGAGUAGCUGCUAUUGGAGGAUUGGCUGCACCAUUUCCAUUGAAACUCGACUGGUGGCCUUUGACCAGAGACUGCCUGAUAUACAUCGUGGCCGUAACUGCCUUAGUUGCCAUCACAUGGGAUGGCGUGAUCCUAUGGUAUGAGGCUCUGGCCUUGGUGAUCAUCUACGUCAUCUACUUCGUGCUGAUGUUCCAGAAUGACCGUAUUUCGGUUGUGGUGCGCAGAAGGGUGCAAAAGAAUAGUCAAAAUAUGCGCAAACGUGAGAAUGAAAAUGAGAGGGAGAUUGUACCCAGGGUUUCGAUCAUUUCGGCGUAUGGAUCGUAUUUGGACGAGAACACCAAGAAACAAUUAGAAGCCAACCAUGCACCGCUGGAGAAAAUUGAAGAACAAGAAGUUGAAGAAGCGAAGAAAAGCAUUUUCACAAAGCCAGAAGGACCACUAUACAAGAAAAUAUUUUUUUACUACAGUUGGCCCAUCCAAUUCGUUUUAAGGUGUACUAUACCCAAUCCCAAACUGCAUCCAAAACUGUUCCCAGUAACAUUCGCACUUUGUAUUAUAUGGAUUGGUGUUAACUCUUACGUUGUAUCCUGGAUGAUAUCGAUAAUAGGAAAUCUGUUGAAUCUGCCUGACGCUGUAUUGGGUAUGACAUUCUUAGCUGUAGGUGGAUGCUUACCAGAAUCGAUCUCUAUGACUAUUAUAUCAAGACGAGGCGAAGGAGCAUUCGGCGUCUCAAAUUCCUUAGGAGCAAACAGCAUGAACAUUUUAAUGUCCUUGGGCAUGCCCUGGUUUUUCAAAAACAUGCUCAACCUAUACAGAGGCAAUCAUGAUGGAAUCCAUAUUCAAUCGGGAUCAAUAGAGUACACCAUUCUAGCGUUGAUAUUCGUAUCAUUUUGUUUAUAUACAGUUUUAGCACUUAACAAAUUUAGACUUGGGAAGCUCGUCGGAGCCACACUGUUAUUUAUUUAUGCGUCGAUGGUAGUUUUGGCUGUGUUAUCCGAAAUGUUAUUUUUUCCUACAGCGAAAGAGUGCUGAGGCUUUAUUCAGCUGAUUUGUACCGAUCACUGAAUUUGAAUAGAUCAGAAGGAACAUUGCAUUCUUUGUCACUAAAAUUGUCUAGUUUCUGUGUUUACUUUUGACUCAUUGGGCUACCAAUACCUACCAAAGUGGCAGCGUUGUAUCAGUAUAACAAUAAUAUCUACCGGUGGAAACAUCUACAUUCGUAAGGCUUGAACCGCUCUCUGCGAAUUAUGAAAGAAGUACAAUGUCUCAAAUUAUAAAAUACUAUUUUAAUGAUAGAACUGCAAGACACUGUAAUCCUUACUUCAGACUACACUACACUACAAAUAAAUGCUUGACUGGUUCGUACCAAUCCACAGGAUACACCGAGCGCGCCCUUGAUUAACAAUUAAAAAACAAAGAUUUUCCGUAACUACCUAUUUGAAUGCUUUGAUAUUUUGUUAAUGGAUGUUCGAAGAGUAUUUAGUAACAUUGGAAAUAUUAAAAUUUUGGUUUCCUCAUAUUGUAUUUUGGGUUCGAAAAUGGCAUAUUUCGCACUUUACCAAAUAUUGUAUCGCUUAUAUCUCGAAAAAUCUCAACUUUAUAAAAAAGUUCGAAAGCACUAUUUGAUCCAGAAUGUCCUGAACAGGAGCAAAAAAAAUUUUUUGAAAUUUGUUAGAAAAAUUGUUUAGAAAAGUUUCGGCGCAAAUUUGGGACUGGCAACAUGCAGGUUAAUUAAAAGGAGCACUUCUUGAACGAUUAUGCAAAAAAGUCCAAAUCAUAAUAUUUUACUAUCAAAUGCGCAGAUAUCGCCUGGCCUAAGUAUGUGAAGGCCGGAAGAAGGCACAGCGAUGCCUCUAGUCGAUCCAUUAUAGUUUCCAAUUACUGCUGUUUGGGGCGUUGUGUUCAGCUUUGAUUCCUUAAUUAGACUUCACAGCUUUGACACAGAACUUUGCCUUAGCUUUCUCUGCCUGGGGAUGUAUUCUCCCAGACAUCUUCUAUUAUUAUGGUAGCACAAAGGAUACACACAAGUUUCACCACGUUCCUCCCAUGAGGCGUUCAGUAGCUUCAUAUCUCGAUUUAGGCAAUGACCGCUAUAGCUCGUAUUGUCUUCCUGUUAUAAGAUAUUCUGAGCACUUCAGUAGCACCCUGUUAUAAUUAGUCAAAGUUUUUAUGACGUUCAUAUUAUUUAGAUGUGAAAUUUUGUAUGUAUUGUAUCUCUGUACGACGAUGAGAUCAGAUAAAUGAACAAGCAGUUACUAACUUAACUCUGUAAGCUAAGAUCUAAUAGGAAUGGCAGCGAUGUCCAAUUUCGCGCCCACCGGAGCUAGAGUGGUUGGAGCUGAAAGUGUUAAAAAUAGAUAGGAAAAAACAGAUCUGGUAGGAUUAAGGCGAGGUUCUCAAGGUAUUUGAGGUGAAAAACUAGAUUUUGGACUAACAAUUCUCUUUUUUUCCCAAAUACCUUGCGAACAUCGUCUUAUGCUGUCUAUAACCUCAUAUGAAUGGUAAUUGUCACACAAUCAAUAUUUACUGUGAUCCGUCAGUAUCAAUAAUUGACUGUGAUACUUAUUGAACAUGUAGUCAAGUAGUCAGUGAAUAUUAAAGUAUGAGAUUACGUAAAAGUCCACUGAUACUGGAGAACGAUCAGUAAAUACUGUUCAAGUCGCUUGAGGAUGAAGUUGGUAAAGUUUAGUUCAUGUGCCUUAAUUAACCAACUAGAAGAUAAAAAUUGCGUCAACUAGGAUAAAGGAUUAAGUUAAGCUCAAUUGAAAUCUUCCGAGAAAACAGUCAGUUAAGAAUAGAUAGAGAAAUCGAAUGCAUCAAGUCAGUCAAGCCAGACCAUUCAAUUAGUCCAUAGACAAUCUUUCUCUGCCCUAUCGGUAUGUACUGUCCAUCUGGCACCGUUGUCCCUUUCCACAUCUGUGUGACUUCGUCCACCGUGGCAUCGCUGUAGCGAGCUACCUUUUAUUCCGUGUAUACGUUUUAUGCGCUGCAGUAUGGAUAGAUUAGUGAGCCGGGCUGGUACGCCGGGCGGCGAGCAGCGAAGAUGGUAGGAGUACGUGCAUCGAAGAUAUUUUUAUAUAUGCAAGUUUUAGCGGGGCAAAUGAACGGAUACAUCUAUAUUCAGUGAAAUAUAGAUAAAAGAUGUAUAUAAUCACCGGGGUUGGCUGCGUAUAACGGUACUAAUAUCAAAAAAUAUACCUUCCGACACCCACUACACUCCCCAACCUCCAAAUUUCAAGGGAGCUGGUGCAACAUCGAAAAACGAAAGUUUGAGCGAUGUUUAUUUUUUUCUUGUCUUUUGCUCCUAGCUCCGACACCACUCAAAAACUACAACGCGUUCCCAUCCUUACCAUAGUAGUGCUCUCCCCAAGCUAUAGGCUGUCCAAGGAUUAGCGGACAGACAGACAGGCAGACGGGGACGAGUGGCAUAGUAUUUUUAAAAAUUAUAUCUCAUUUUCGAAUUUCUUCGCGAUUAUAAAACUUUCUCGCCCAGUGGCCUAGGAAGUAAAACUCCAGAUGGAUUCUGUCAAAAACUUUAAGCGGUGAAGUCAGCGUGUGUGCGUGGGUGUGUGUGAGAAAAAUGUAAGUAUGAGUAGAGAUUAUGACAGGAGAGGAGAGGGAGGCUCCAAGUAUGAGUUUCAUACAAAUGACAGUCGAGUUAUCAAUCCUAUAUAGAAACGUAAAACAAUAAUAUCCUUGUUUCAAGAAAUUCUGGAUGCAGUUUCGAAAACACGAUCUUCAAGCAAGAAUCUAUUUUCAGUUAAAGCAUGGAAAAUAUAAUUUUAUGCUUGAUAAUGUUAUCAUUUAAGCCUAGACCUAGAACAUCCCCUCGAACAGGGAAAUCCAUAUGUCCCAAAAAAAUCACCUUGCUACACACGUUUUUGGUUCAAACUGAGUUCAGAGAGAAUAAAUUUGUAGCUGCCUCAUUUAGAUGCCUUUAUCACCAUAAAGAAAGCGUGUGAAGAAUAUUUUUCAUAAGAAUAUAUCCCAUUAAUUUGCUAAAUUCGGAAUGAGAUGGAGAGCUUUUAGAUGUGAAAAAUCAAUAAGUUAGAUGUCAUUGGUUCGUAUUUCUGCGAUAAACAAUAUGAUGUUCUGCUUAAGAUGUAUUAUUAUACCCUUAGCUUAAGAGUAAGGCUGUGUUACUAUAUUAAGUAAUACUAAAAAGCAUUAUUUUACGGCCAAGGUAAUGUCUCAAACAUUUUUUUGAUAUUUAGUUUUUGGUUUUGAGUAUGAUCUCACAGGUUCUGAAGCAUGGUGUGAAAAGAAAUAAUACUGACAUAAUGAGCUUCAACCUAUUGCUAUGUUCCCGCCCACAAAAAGUUAUUCGACAUAAAAUGAGAUACCGUAGCGUCAUCUAUGAGAAUUUAUAACAGCUGUUUCUUCAUUUUCCAUAUAUACUUUGAAGAAGUUGGUGUCACAUAGAUGACGCUGUAUCCACCUAUGUAAUAAUAAUUUAGUCACAAUACUAAUACAAUUUUAGUGAAUAAAUGUAUACGCUAUGAGACAACCUUUUCGAGGUAUGCAAGUUGGUCACCUUGCAAUAUGCUUACAUUUCCCUGUUAGGGUGGAACGUCAGGGAAGAAUUAUUAAAACAUCUUGUUGGUUUUCAUGACAAAAAGUAACUAUUUUUUCAUAAGUUUAGGAAUGUACAAAAAUCCUACGUAAUGUAAUAAUGUUUUACAAAUGGAAUAUAUCUGGUUAAUCAUCACAAUACUAGUUCAUUAUGGAUUGUUAGUCAAGCAAGCUGAAUCAACUAUUUAUACAGGAAACAGAACUAAAGUGGAUACCAAGCAAAAUGCGAUGCUCUUCAUCAGUCAUGAGCUGUGCAUUGUUGCCAGACUUUGCAUAUUUUCUUUUAAGCAAAUAAAUUAUUUAAUGAAAUAAAUUUGGAUAUAUACCCAAUAUUUAGUAAGUAUUUAGUUAAAUUUUGAUUUUCAAACUUCUUUAGUUUUGACUUUUUGACUGACUGUGAAACAUCACUUACAGUAGACACAUUUAAUUUCAAGGCUGCUGCUAUACGUUAAAAAUAAGAAAGAGAAGAUUCAGCUCAACGUUCCUAUUACUCAGGCUAUCAACAAGCGUAAACUCACCUCCCGUACAGCUGUUAAAGGUAAAAGUGGGCCAUUAUUAUCUCGUUCCCGUUUGAACCAUUCUAAUAAGCAUGGUAUGAGCUCUUUACACCAGCUGUUAGGUUGUUUUGGCAUUUUGUAUACUUUACACCAUUUCACGUUAAAUGUUGUUCUGAAAAGAACAAUUUUUAAUUGCAAGGCUCAAGCGCAAAAACUUACAAAUAGAACUAGUACGACAAAAGGACAAUGACAACGAAGUCACCAAAUAAGACGCGUCAACCUCACAUUUCUCUGCACGUAGUUUACUUUUUGUACAUCGUCUUUUUCUUCUCUUUCCUCAUAUUUUUUUUCAUUACCCGUAUGACUAUCUUCCAAUCUAGUGUUACUACUGUGACUAUAUGUUCUUUUAGUUUAUAGUCUUUUUAAUUUAAUUAUGAGGUUGCCAUUUUAUCAGCACUAUUUGUAGGCAGUCUCUUUUGCAGUAAAUGUUAUUUUGAAUUUCAGUUUCAAAUUGAUCCAACAUUUCAUGUAUAUCUGCUGCAGAUAAAUUCUUUUAUUAUUUUACAUAUAGAAACAGCAGUCCCAAAUUCUCAUAGAUGACGCUAUGGUAUCUCAUUUUAUCCCGUCUUAUUUUUUGGACGCAGGAAUAUAGCAGUAGGUAGGCUAUGAUCAAUGCUAAUAGGUACAUACUGCUUACCUCUGGGUCUAUUUUGCAAGCGUGACUUUUUAAAAUGUCAAUCAUUUAAAAAAAUGCUCUAUUUACAAUAGUAUUUGUAUGUUCCCCUUAAAUAUAAGUUGUUUUAAUGUAGGUGACGUAAGUGUAUUUGGAUAUAAAAGUUUUAUAUUUGCCAAUAAAGUAUUUCUUUUUCAA
Molecule: messenger RNA, 6430 nt
Organism: Acanthoscelides obtectus
Lineage: Eukaryota; Metazoa; Arthropoda; Insecta; Coleoptera; Chrysomelidae
Source: the annotation of a GenBank genome assembly